GCGUUGAAGCGGAGCUAAAGCUGAAUUUCCAACCCAAGACUGUAGGGGGCGAUAAUGGGAUAAUGGUUGAGGAUGUGAAGAUUUUGGUAAACAGAGGAAGUGGCUGUUGCUAACAGUUGCAGAAAACCUGUGAAUAAUGGAUCAGAAAAUUUCUUUUGAUGAUUACCAACUUCCAGUUGUUUUCCUGCCUUCAUAUGAAAACCCACCUGCUUGGAUUCCACCACAGGAUCGUAUUCAUCAUCCAGACUACAACAAUGAGCUCACUCAGUUCCUGCCUCGCACUGUUGUGUUGAAGAAACCCCCGGGAGCACAGCUGGGUUUUAACAUCCGCGGGGGCAAAGCAUCACAGUUAGGAAUUUUUAUAUCUAAGGUCGUCCCAGAUUCAGAUGCUCACAGAGCGGGACUACAAGAGGGAGACCAGGUUCUCUCUGUGAAUGAUGUUGAUUUCCAAGAUAUAGAGCACACAAGGGCUGUAGAAAUUCUGAAGACCGCACGAGAAAUACUGAUGAGGGUUCGCUUCUUUCCUUACAACUACCAAAGGCAGAAGGAGAGGACUGUACACUAGGUGGCAGCAGAGCACCUACCAUAAAAUGUUUGGGGCAACAGCGUGAGUCUGCGUUGUGACUUAGCUUAUGGACGAGUGAUGCAUGACUAACGUGAAGUCAUCUACAGUUCUUCAGUGUGUGUCAACGUCAUCAGCUCUGUUCAACGUCUUCAAUCUCAUCGUCACUGUGAAGAAGAGAUGAAAUGAAUGUUUCAAGUAUAUGAAAACUGUAUAGUGUCAACAUUGCCUGUAUUUACAGAAAUGCUAAUGAGAUGUUUUGUUUAGAGAAGCACUUCUGUGCACAUUGGCACUGAUUACUCUGAUAGAUGUUUUCAGUAUAUUUUAUUCAAAUAACUUAAUCAAAAAGAUAGCAACCAAGUAUGAAUACACAUUGCCAGGUGCACAACAUGUAGAUUUUUAAACUCUUAAGUUAAUACACUAAACAUUUGUUGAGUCAAUCAUGCUGAAUGCACUCAAACCACCAUCUUAUACAUCUAAAGGAUCACUCCGAUGGAAGUGUUCUGCAUAUUUUAUUCAAACUCUGUAAAUUAGCAAUCCUGUACGAAUUCAUGUUGCCAGGUGCACAACAUGUACUUUUUACCUCUGAGUUGAUACAUUGAACUCACUUCUAUGACUUAAUUUUCAUAUGAAAUCAUAAAGAAAUACAUUGAAGUUACUGCAGUUAUGGAUAUAAAUGGUAUUAAAUACUAAUGGAUCUUUUAUUUGACAGAUGUUUUAUAUUUUACCAGAAACGCAUCAAGAAAAGUUGGGACUCAAAAUCGACUGAGAACUAAAUAAGUAUUUUAGAUGAAACACAAACAGCAAUUUCUUUGGUCUUAUGUUCAGUGGAGCAGAGGUCCAAGUGCAUUAACACAUUUUAAUUUAUCUUAAUGCAAUUUUAUUUUUUAAAAGAUACCAAAUUUUGCUGAUGUCUUUGUUUUCAUAUAAUUCUCCUGAGCUGAAUGGAUUAAAAGAUUAAACUAAUAA
Messenger RNA from Cynoglossus semilaevis (tongue sole), 1531 nucleotides. It is a transcript of the gene pdzd11, whose product is annotated as PDZ domain containing 11. The record is from RefSeq and is a predicted model, not a curated record. Gene Ontology annotation, molecular function: protein binding. Bases 137 to 565 code for a protein of 142 amino acids. Lineage: Eukaryota; Metazoa; Chordata; Actinopteri; Pleuronectiformes; Cynoglossidae. The transcript has 6 exons.